AUGAAAUCUCUGAGAAUAAACAAUCAAUAUAUAAUGUCUAGAAAAAUUGCCUCAGGUGCAUUCGGGUUUGUGAUGCUUGGGUUUGACCAAAAAACAGGACAGUAAGUAGCUAUAAAAAUUGAAAAACCUGAAAAUGAGCAUCUCAGGUCCUUAGAAAAAGAAGCAGAUAUAAUACGGAGAUUGGAAGGGGUUCAAGGAGUACCUUAAAUGCUAUACUUUGGCAAAUAGGAUGACUUUAAUGUUUUGGUUUUGCAACUUCUUUCUAAAGAUUUGUCUUCUUUGAUAAAAAAAUAAAAGAAAUUUAGCCUCAAAACUGUUUUAUAGAUUGGGAUCAAAUUAGUUGAAAUAUUGGAAGACAUUCAUUAAAAAGGAGUAUUGCACAGAGAUUUAAAACCAGAAAAUAUUAUGAUUGAUGAAAAUAAUAGAUUCUAUAUUAUUGAUUAUGGCAUUAGUAAAGCAUUUAUGCGUAAAAAUGGAGCCCAUUUGUAAAAUAUUAAAGUAAUUAGACCUUUCAAAGAUCGACAACCCUUUAUUGGAACUUCUCGUUAUGCUUCGAUAGCAGCCCAUAAAGGAAAUGAAUUAGGAAGGAAAGACGAUUUGGAAUCGUUAAUUUACAUCUUAUUGUACUUUUAUAUUGGGUAAAAAUGAAGAUUUUCAUUGUUUCAGUAAUUUACCAUGGCAAAACAUGAAGAAUAUUCCAGGUGACUAAAAAGUCCUAUAAGUUGGUGAACUUAAGUAAAAAUAGACUAUUGAAUUGUUUAAGAAUUUACCUGAUGAACUGAAAAAAAUAUAUGAGUAAUAUUUUGAUAGUAUAGAGAUAUCUACGUAAACUCACGUAUGCCACAGAACCAGAUUAUAAAUCAAUUGUUAAAUUAUUUUAAUAAGCUGCUAAAAAUGGCAAAAUAGUAAUUGAUUCAUUUUAUGAUUGGGAUAUCCAAAACACUGCUCAAACAGAAAUGUUUUCUCGUUAUGGAACUAUUUAACUUGAUGAUAAUUUCUUGAUUGAUCAAUAUCUAUCAAAUUAAUAAAUGUAAAGAUUCUAUCAUUUUAUAGUAAUGUGAAAUAACAUCAUAUUAAUCCUAAUAAAAGAAAAACCUUUUGUCCAUCUCUAAUUAAAUAAACCUUCAAUGAAAACAUUAUUUAAAUGGUCAAAGAUUCAAGUAGAUAAAGUAAUGGUAGUAGUAGUGGCAUGGGCAAUAUAGAAGAUAUGUAUCAACUAUCAAAGGAUGAAAUAAGUGAAGACUCUCAAUAAAUAAUCCCAGAAGAAGGCUAACAGGAUUUAAGUUUAAGAGUUAAAACAUUGCCUGAUUAUUUGAAAAAGCCUAAAAUCAAAUAAAGACAAACUCAAACUCUCGUUUUUGAUGACGAUUGGGUAAUUGACUCAGGUACACAUUUGGUGGAUAAUUAUAAAAAAUUAUAAUCUUUAAGUAAUCAAAUGACUGCUGUUUUUCAUCAUAAAUAAAAGUGA
This is a messenger RNA of Paramecium octaurelia, 1468 nucleotides long. The record is from the annotation of a GenBank genome assembly. Lineage: Eukaryota; Ciliophora; Oligohymenophorea; Peniculida; Parameciidae.